Molecule: messenger RNA, 2132 nt
Organism: Equus quagga
Lineage: Eukaryota; Metazoa; Chordata; Mammalia; Perissodactyla; Equidae
Gene: SPNS3
Product: SPNS lysolipid transporter 3, sphingosine-1-phosphate (putative)
Exons: 12
Coding region: 214-1809 (531 amino acids)
Biological process (GO): transmembrane transport
Cellular component (GO): membrane
Molecular function (GO): transmembrane transporter activity
Source: RefSeq, a predicted model, not a curated record
CAAGGGGACCGUCCUGUGUGUCACCAAGGGAGGGGGGUGCCAGGAGCUCUCCUCCCCGCUAGCAGGGCUCGGAGACUGGGGAUGGUGAAAUCUCACCGACAAGGCUGCAGUGGGCUCGGCAGGAACCUGUGAUAAGAUGCCAAGCAGUUAAAGCAGCUGCUUUGAGGUUGAGAGGCUGGAGGCCACAGGAAGUGAGCUCUCCGUGCAGAGCUGAUGUGCCUUCAAUCGGCACUUGUCCCGGGACAGCGGCUGCGGGCUGGCGAGGCUGGGGGCAUGUCUGUGGAGUGCCGGGAGCCCGGGCCGGAGGGGCCUCAGGACUGGUCUGUGGGGCCAGGCGGGCAUACCUGGGCCUCGGGCUCAGGUCGGUGCCCCCGUUCAACCACUCCCGCCCCCUGGAGCCUGCCCCGCUGGAGAGCUAUCGUGGCCGCUGCGGUGCUCUGCUAUAUCAACCUCCUCAACUACAUGAACUGGUUCAUCAUCGCAGGAGUACUGCUGGAUGUGCAGAAGUUUUUUCAGAUCAGUGACAGCAAUGCUGGUCUGCUUCAGACGGUCUUCAUCAGCUGCCUGCUGCUGUCUGCACCCGUGUUUGGCUACCUGGGCGACCGACACAGCCGCAAAGCCACGCUGAGCUUUGGGAUCCUGCUCUGGUCUGGAGCAGGCCUCUCCGGCUCCUUCGUCUCCCCCCGGUAUUCCUGGCUCUUCUUCCUGUCCCGGGGAGUCGUGGGCACUGGCACAGCCAGUUACUCCACCAUCGCGCCCACCAUCCUGGGCGACCUCUUCGUGAGGGACCAGCGGACCCGGGUGCUGGCCAUCUUCUACAUCUUUAUCCCUGUUGGAAGUGGCCUGGGCUAUGUGCUGGGGUCGGCGGUCACGGAGCUGACAGGGAACUGGCAUUGGGCCCUCCGAGUCAUGCCCUGCCUGGAAGCCGUGGCCUUGAUCCUGCUCAUCGUGCUGGUUCCAGACCCGCCCCGGGGAGCUGCUGAGAAGCAGGGGGGUAUGGCCAUGGGGGGCCAGAGGAGCAGCUGGUGUGAGGACGUCAGAUACCUGGGCAGAAACUGGAGUUUUGUGUGGUCAACCCUUGGCGUGACAGCCAUGGCCUUUGUGACUGGAGCUCUGGGCUUCUGGGUUCCCAAGUUUCUGUUCGAGGCCCGUGUGGUGCAUGGGCUGCAGCCGCCCUGCCUCCAGGAGCCGUGCAGCAGCCAGGACAGCCUGAUUUUUGGGGCACUGACUGUUGUGACGGGCAUCGUUGGGGUCGUCCUGGGAGCAGAGGUUUCAAGGAGUUACAAGAGAGUCAACCCACGGGCUGAGCCCCUCAUCUGUGCCUCCAGCCUGCUCGCCGCAGCCCCCUGCCUCUACCUGGCUCUGGUCCUGGCCCCAAUCACCUUCCCAUUCUCCUAUGUGUUCCUGGCCUUUGGGGAGCUGCUUCUGUCCUGUAACUGGGCAGUGGUUGCUGACAUCCUGCUGUCCGUGGUGGUGCCCAGGUGCCGGGGCACAGCAGAGGCACUUCAGAUCACGGUGGGCCACAUCCUGGGAGACGCUGGCAGCCCCUACCUCACUGGACUUCUCUCCAGCGCCCUGCGGGCCGGGCGCCCCGACUCCUACCUGCAGCGCUUUCUCAGUCUUCAGCAGAGCUUCCUGUGCUGCACCUUCGUCCUCGCCCUGGGGGGCGGCUGCUUUCUGCUGACGGCCCUGCACCUGGAGGGGGACCAGGCCCGGGCCCAGCAGCCCUGCACAGGGACCCCGGACAACAAGGACAUGGAGAGCCAAAGGCUGCUUUUUGGCACCGGUGCCUCCACAGAGGACCCCUGAGACCCCUCCCUGCAGCAAGGAGGUCCCACCCACCCUGCACACACCCCUCCCCUCGGCCUCCACAGUACCAGCACCUCGUCCCACCUUUGGCUGUGGCUCAGGGACCCUGGCCGAGCCGCACCUGCCACUUCUUCGCUCCCAGCUAGAGAGCUGGCAGCGCCCUUGGCGGGGCUGGGAAUUGAGCUGUCAGCACCCUCCGCGGGAGGCCUGGGCCUGAGCCUGCUCCCGGCACGAGGCCGCUCCAGCUUGGGGUCCUCAGCCUGGCUGCUGGUGGCCCUGAUUAAAGUGGAGCCUGUUCAAAGCCUGUGGAUUUCAGGCCUUUA